This is a messenger RNA of Megalobrama amblycephala (Wuchang bream), 1101 nucleotides long. RefSeq names its product telethonin. The record is from RefSeq and is a predicted model, not a curated record. Lineage: Eukaryota; Metazoa; Chordata; Actinopteri; Cypriniformes; Xenocyprididae. The transcript is spliced from 2 exons. Gene Ontology annotation, cellular component: Z disc. Gene Ontology annotation, molecular function: titin Z domain binding; protein-macromolecule adaptor activity; titin binding. Bases 181 to 720 code for a protein of 179 amino acids. Gene Ontology annotation, biological process: cardiac muscle tissue morphogenesis; skeletal muscle myosin thick filament assembly; cardiac myofibril assembly.
CCAAUCUGAGUAGACUCCUGUGGGCAUGAUGGCAGGGUGUAAAAAUAGUAACAAACCCUAUUUAUAAGACACAGAAACACUCAGGAGGGAAGCAGCAGCCAUUAUCAGAAGAUCUGACUGAUAACUUUCUUAUCCAGCUUUAAUUUGUCUUGUAUUUGUUUUGACCGCUCACUGGAGGAGAUGCAUUGCCUGAGCAGGAAGCCCAGGUCAUAUCUGCUGAACUCCUACAGUGAUUUCCAGGAGACUGAUGAGAUUGCCAGAGAAUCGUAUGAGGCCACCUGGUUAGACCUACUGAUGGAGACGAGACCAGAAUAUAAGAUGACACUUGUUGAGAAGGACUCAGUAAGAAAAGAGAGCUACGAAAGUAAGCAGGUGGUUCAUUUCAAAGUGCGACGAUUUCCAAACCAGAUGAUUCGCAUGGGGAGAGAGGGCGAGCCAAUGUUGGAAUAUCGUUUACCUUACAGAAACAUUCUCCCAAUACCAAUAUUUGUGCCCAGAGACGCCACACAGCCGGACGUGACCCGCGAGCCCUCGCCUUCUAGAAUAAAAUCCGCCAUGGACACUGAGACUAGUUUAAAUGGAGUUUGCCUUCAAAAGAGAGAGGUCUCCUCCAUUACCGAACAUAAACCAAUGGUAAUCCAACCCAGGAGUCCAGACUUCAGAGCGUCCAGCCUCAUCUCUCCACCACGAGACGCGCUCCGCUUCCAGCGACGAGAGUGAUGAGCUGAUGAAAGCUUUCUGCCAUCAUGGACAUGGAUACAAUGACAAGUAUGGUGGGUGACCUCAAUCACACUCAAACUCCAAAGCCUUCAAACCCCAUAUGCUCACUAUUCUUAUUUACUCGAGAAACCUUGAGGAAGGAAGAUACAAAGGCCACAAAAAGUACAUUUUAAACAUAAAAUGUAUGAGUAUUAAGGCAAUUGAAUCAUGUCUGUUUUAUCAUUUGAAUCUUUUUAUUGUGAAAUGAUUUGCCUUAGGUGUUUAUUUAUUUAUAAUAACACUUGUGUGAUAUGUAAUGCAAUAUAUUUCUUAAGCAUCUAAAAGUUAAAGGGAUAGUUCACCCUAAAUUAUCCCAUGAUUUACUCACCCUCAAGGCAUCCU